Drosophila arizonae is the source of this 6249-nucleotide messenger RNA. RefSeq names its product chromodomain-helicase-DNA-binding protein 1 (gene Chd1). The record is from RefSeq and is a predicted model, not a curated record. Lineage: Eukaryota; Metazoa; Arthropoda; Insecta; Diptera; Drosophilidae. Gene Ontology annotation, biological process: nucleosome organization. Gene Ontology annotation, cellular component: chromatin; nucleus. Gene Ontology annotation, molecular function: DNA binding; ATP hydrolysis activity; histone binding.
GUAUUUUUUACAGCAAUAGACCAAGGCGACGUGAACAUCUUUUGUGUAGUUGAAAACUGCAUUUAAAAACAAGUGUCUCACUUUCAAACCAAAACAAACAUUUAUCAAAACCGUUAAAUAGUGUAUUGCAUGUUUAAUGAGCGCUAUAAGGCAACUCUGUGUGCUACCACGAAAAUAUAAUGAGCCAGGCACUCAAUGAAUCGUCGCAUAGUAUAGGCUCAGACGAACAAGAUGACACAAGAGAAGAGGCCAGUGGCAGUGGCAGCGGUAGUGGGAGUGGAUCCUCGGGCUCCGACUCUGAUUCAGACAGUUCCUCAGGUAACUCCAGCGAUGGACGCAGUUCGCAGGAGCCAACGGUUGCCAAAACGGCGGUGGCAGGUUUUCCACCAACAGCAGUGGCCGCUCAAGCAGAUACCAAAACGAAUGGCUUUACGGAUGGGAAUGAGGAUGACAGUUCCAGCAGUGGUUCCAGUGCCAGUGACUCUGRCUCAGAUGCAGAGGCUGGCGGCGAGCCGGACAGAACAAACAGUAACAACAACAGCAACAACAACAACAGCAGCAAGUUGCAUACGAGUAGUAGCAGCAGCUCCUCGGGCACCUCUGCAGCAACCCUUGCCAAGGCUGGCGAAGAGGAUGAUGACGAUGAAGACGACGACGAUGAUGAUGAUGGAGAAGAAGAUGGUGAAGAAGACAAGACACAAAAAUCACAGGCCGUCAGCGAAGCCAGCGCCGAUGAAGAUGAUGCCAGUGAUAGCUCCGCCAAUGCCUCGCCCACAUCCUCCAGCAGCAGUAGCAGCAGCGAGGAUGAGGAGGAAGAUUACAGACCUAAGCGCUCUACGCGACAGCCGCGCAAAGCCGCGCCAUCCGCUGCAGAAAAAUCAAAGAGACCUGCCAAAAAGAAGAAGAAAACCCAAACUUGGGACUCCGACGAGAGCGACGGGAGCAACGACGCAGAGAGCGAUGAGGCACCUUUUGCAACACAGAAACGCAAAUGCAAUGCGCGUUCCGGCGGCAACAAACAGUCACAACCUCAGCAGGCGCGACGUCGCGUUAAAUCCUUUAGUUCUGAGGAUAGCGACGAUGAUGAUGCAAGCAAGAGGUGCGCAACUCGUCGCACCGCUGCUGCUGUGAGUUACAAAGAGGCAUCUGAGGACGAGGCCACCGACUCGGAGGACUUGCUGGAAUUCGAGUACGAUGAAAGUCAAGCGGCGGCUAAUGCGGCCGCCGCUGAGGAAGAGGAGAAGUGCGAAACUAUUGAGCGAAUACUUGCGAAGCGUGAUGGCAAGAAAGGCUGUACCGGAAAUCAAACGACAAUUUAUGCCAUUGAGGAGAAUGGAUGUGAUCCGAAUGCGGGUUUUGAGGACUCGUCAGAGCCGUUGGAGGUGCAAUACCUGAUCAAGUGGAAGGGCUGGAGCUACAUACACAAUACCUGGGAGUCGGAAACGACGCUGCGCGAAAUGAAGGCGAAGGGCAUGAAAAAGCUGGACAACUUCAUAAAGAAGGAGCAGGACACAGCCUGCUGGCGGCGCUAUGCGGGCCCUGAAGAUAUCGAUUACUUUGAAUGCCAACAGGAGCUGCAGCAUGAUCUGCUUAAGUCCUAUAACAAUGUGGAUCGAAUAAUAGCACGUGGCACAAAGCCCGAAGAUGGCAGUGAGGAGUUUCUGUGCAAAUGGCAAUCGUUGCCUUAUUCGGAGUCCACUUGGGAGGAUGCAACCUUGGUGAUUAGGAAAUGGCAACGAUGCGUUGAACAAUUCACCGAGCGAGAAAACUCCAAGUGGACGCCAUCUCGUCACUGCCGUGUGAUCAAAUAUCGUCCCAAGUUCUCGCGCAUCAGGUCACAGCCUGAUUUUCUGGUAGAGGGACUAACACUCCGUGACUAUCAAAUGGAUGGACUGAACUGGCUGCUGCAUUCCUGGUGCAAGGAGAACUCCGUUAUACUGGCCGAUGAGAUGGGUCUGGGAAAGACCAUCCAAACAAUAUGUUUUCUCUAUUCACUCUUCAAGAUUCAUCAUCUGUAUGGACCGUUUUUAUGUGUAGUGCCGCUCAGUACAAUGACCGCCUGGCAGCGGGAAUUCGAUUUAUGGGCGCCCGAUAUGAAUGUAGUUACAUAUCUGGGUGACGUUAAGUCACGCGAGCUAAUACAGCAAUACGAGUGGCAGUUUGAAGGCUCCAAAAGACUGAAAUUCAAUUGCAUAUUAACGACCUAUGAGAUUGUGCUUAAGGACAAACAGUUUCUGGGCACCCUUCAGUGGGCGGCAUUGCUGGUGGAUGAGGCGCAUCGGCUAAAAAAUGACGACUCUCUGCUGUACAAAUCGCUCAAGGAAUUCGACACAAAUCAUCGACUGCUCAUUACGGGCACGCCAUUGCAGAACUCACUGAAAGAGCUCUGGGCUCUGCUUCACUUUAUAAUGCCUGAGAAAUUCGAUACAUGGGAAAACUUUGAGCUGCAGCAUGGCAAUGCCGAGGACAAGGGCUACACGCGCCUACAUCAACAGCUCGAGCCAUAUAUACUGCGACGUGUCAAGAAAGAUGUGGAGAAGUCGCUGCCCGCCAAAGUGGAGCAAAUACUUCGUGUGGAGAUGACAUCACUGCAGAAGCAGUACUACAAAUGGAUACUUACCAAAAAUUUUGAUGCGCUUCGCAAGGGUAAACGUGGCUCCACCUCGACCUUCCUUAACAUUGUCAUUGAACUGAAGAAGUGCUGCAAUCAUGCCGCACUUAUACGUCCAUCAGAAUUUGAGCUUUUUGGCUUGCAGCAGGACGAAGCGCUCCAGGUGCUGCUGAAAGGCUCCGGCAAGCUAGUGCUGUUGGAUAAACUUCUUUGCCGGCUAAAGGAAACGGGUCAUCGUGUGCUAAUAUUUUCGCAGAUGGUUCGCAUGUUAGAUGUGCUCGCUGAUUAUCUCCAGAAGCGACAUUUCUCGUUUCAGCGCUUGGAUGGCAGCAUCAAGGGUGAAAUGCGGCGGCAGGCAUUGGAUCACUUUAAUGCUGAGGGUAGUCAGGACUUUUGCUUCUUGCUAUCGACACGUGCCGGUGGCUUGGGCAUUAAUUUGGCCACAGCCGAUACGGUCAUUAUAUUCGAUUCUGAUUGGAAUCCGCAGAAUGAUUUGCAAGCGCAAGCCCGUGCCCAUCGCAUCGGCCAAAAGAAUCAGGUCAAUAUUUAUCGCCUUGUCACGGCGCGAUCCGUCGAGGAGCAGAUUGUAGAGCGCGCCAAGCAAAAGAUGGUGCUCGAUCAUUUGGUGAUCCAGCGUAUGGACACCACAGGCCGAACGGUGCUAGACAAAAGUGGCAGCGCUCACUCAUCCAAUUCAAAUCCCUUUAACAAAGAUGACUUGUCGGCCAUUCUUAAAUUUGGCGCAGAGGAACUAUUCAAGGAUGAGCAGGAGCAUGAGGAGGAGCUUGUGUGCGAUAUUGACGAAAUUCUGCGUCGCGCUGAGACACGGAACGAAGAUCCAGAAAUGCCAGGCGAUGAUCUGCUUUCAGCUUUCAAGGUGGCCAGCAUAGCUGCGUUCCAGGAGGACGAACCCAGUGAGUCGACGAGUAAGGACCUGCAAGGGGCUGACGAUGAGGAUGACAGCAAGGAUUGGGACGACAUUAUACCCGAAGGUUUCCGAAAAGUCAUUGAGGAUCAGGAGCGUGCUAAGGAAAUGGAGGACUUGUACUUGCCGCCGCGACGCAAAACGGCUGCCGCAAAUAAAAAUGAUUCCGGCAAGCGAGGGGCACCCAAGAGCGGGCAACGUUCCAAGCAGGGCGACGAUUCCGGUGAUUCCGAUUAUGAAAUGGGCUCUGAUGCCAGCGGAGCUGGGGGCGAGGAUGGAGGCGGCAGGCAGCGCAAACGCGGACGACCUGCUAUGAAGGAGAAAAUCAAUGGCUUCACCGACGCAGAGCUGCGACGUUUCAUACGCAGCUAUAAAAAGUUUCCAGCGCCGUUGCAGCGUCUAGAGGCGAUUGCAUGCGAUGCGGAGUUGCAGGAGAAGCCAUUAGCGGAGCUAAAGCGAGUUGGUGAGAUGCUCCAUCAGCGCUGCGUGCAGUUCCUGGACGAGCACAAGGAGGAAGAAAACAAGACUGUGAAAGAAGACGAGCAGCAGGGCAGCAAACAGCGACGCACCCGCGCCACUUACUCGGUCAAACUGGGCGGGGUGUCGUUCAAUGCCAAAACGCUGCUGGCCUGUGAAGAAGAGCUACAUCCACUAAACGAGCUCAUGCCCAGCUCGGCAGUCGAGCGGCAGCAGUGGGUGUUCAACAUCAAGACACGCUCAGCCAAUUUCGAUGUGGAGUGGGGUGUCGAGGAGGACACCCAUUUGCUGCGCGGCAUUUAUCAGUAUGGCAUUGGUUCCUGGGAGCAAAUGAAGCUGGAUCCAACGCUCAAGCUGAGCGAGAAAAUACUACUUAACGACACACGCAAGCCCCAAGCCAAGCACUUGCAAUCCAGGGCGGAGUACCUGCUCAAGAUUAUCAAGAAGAAUGUUGAGCUGACGAAAGGCGAAAAGCGGCGACAGCGCCGGCCGCGUAAACUAAAAACUAAUCUCAAUUCAAGCACUGUGGCAGCCAGUACGCCAGAGCGAAAGGAUGGAGCUGCUGAGGAAGGUAGCUCCUCGCUGGCGGGCGACAGUAGCUUACGGCAGACAGUGGAUGGCAGCAACUCUGUCGCCUCGCCAAUCACUGCAGCCGCAUCAGCGACAGAACAAGGUAGUUCACAGAAAAAGAAAAAGUCAAAGACUCGGAGCAAGAAGUCAAGCGCCUCUGACAACAAUGGCAAUAAACCUAUGCACUUUACGGCCAACAAUGAGCCACGUGCACUGGAAGUGCUCGGUGAUUUGGAUCCGAGCAUUUUCAACGAAUGCAAGGAGAAGAUGCGACCGGUGAAGAAAGCGCUCAAAGCUCUAGAUCAGCCCGAUCUCAGUCUGUCCGACCAGGAUCAGUUGCAGCACACGCGUGACUGUCUACUGCAGAUCGGGCGACAAAUUGACGUUUGCCUGCAGCCCUAUGGCGAGACUGAGAAGAAGGAGUGGCGCAGCAAUCUUUGGUAUUUUGUGUCCAAGUUCACGGAGCUGGAUGCCAAGCGACUGUUUAAGAUCUACAAGCAUGCCCUUAAGCAGCAAACGCAGAAGGAUGAACCUGCAAAUGCAGCAGCCGAUGAUGGUGGAAAGUCGAAACGCUCGCGAGCUGAAAAUGGCGACGUUGCAGACAAGGAGAAAGAGCGUGAUAAGAGUGGGAAGAAGAAAAAGAAGGAUAAGGACAAGGAGCGUCAGGGACGCUAUUCGGGUACGCCGACCGAUGAGAAAUCUACACGCCGCUUUACCAACGAAUCGCCACUGAAGCGAAAACGUGAUGAGAACGAUGCGGAGGCCAGCGGCAUGGCUGUAAAUAACUCUGGAAUCAGCGACAACCUGAAGUCGAUGUCUUUCAAACGCCUUAAUAUGGAUACAGCGGCAUCCUCGCGACAUGGCAGCCACGAAGACCAGCGCAAGAAGCAUCACAGAGGCGAUGAGUACUACGGAGGUGCCGGCGGUGGGCCACCAAGUGGCUAUGACGGGAGUAGCACACGUCGUUCUGGUCUCAACUCACCGUCAGCAAUUGGCGGCAGUAGUCGGCGCUUCGAGCCGUCGCCUGCGCCAUCUGGCUAUGCUUCUGAAAUGGAUCGUUGGCAUCCACGGGACCGUUACAAUUUUGACUAUAAGCGCGAGCGAUAUGAUUCUUUAUAUCCACGAGGAGGCAGUGGUGCUGCCGGCAGCGGUUAUCAUCGAGAUCAUCGUGAGCGUGAUCGCGAGCGAAGACCAGACAAACGCAGAUACCCGUCCGCAGUGUCUCAUGCCUACUCGGGCCAUUACCUGCCGUCUAAUUACUACCUGCCGAAUGGCAUGGCUUUGCCACCACCGCCGCCAGGCUAUCGGAGUGAACGCGGCUACCCAGUCAUGCCGCGCGAAUACCCUGCUGAUUACAGACGCAGCGAAUACGACCGGCGCACGCAGACGUGAGGAGCGAAUGCCGCCAAUACAAUUGUAUAUACAUUUAGGUUAGUUUUAAGCUUGGCUGUGGUGUCUGUGUCGGGCGCGGCUAAUUGUUAAGUCUUUCCCGUAACGAUCUUGACACAAACCAUGAGCAGCAGCAAUCACACACACACACACACACCUACAUACACAAAAACACCUGCUCAUACACGCACACAUGUACACACACUCACACAAGCAAAAUAAGAAUGCGCAUGAUACAGAUUAGGUACCAUACAUAGCUAAGCAUAUGUACAAGUAA